AUGUCAUCAGAAUCACUUAAGCGGCAGGCCCCGUGGCGGCCUAAAGAACUAUAUACUGGACCUCCCGCAAAAUUAAUCCUAAAGGAUGGAAAAGAGUUUCAUGGGUACUCAUUCGGGUACGAGAAUCCAAACUCUGCAUCUCCAAGCUGCCUGGAUACUACUGGCGAAGUUGUAUUCUCGACUGCCAUGCUUGGCUACUACGAAGCAGUCACGGAUCCGAGCUUUGUUGGCCAAAUUUUGGUUCUCACUUAUCCACUUAUUGGAAAUGUAGGAGUACCGGAGAACGAUGUUGACGAAUAUGGACUCUUGAGGUGGUUUGAGAGCGCGAGUAAUAAAGUCCGUGGUCUCGUUAUUUGUGAUUACUGCAUUAAUGAUUCUCACUGGCGUUCAACAAAAACAUUUGGAGCCUGGUUGAAGGAGAAGAAGAUCCCUGCAAUUGCUGGAAUUGAUACUAGGGCACUUACAAAGCAUUUGAGAAAUUUUGGAUCCACUUUUGGUCGUAUAGUACUUGGGGAAGAAGCUUUGGCCCCUACUGAUCCUGCGCUGUUGCAAGAUGGCCAUUUCUUUAGUCCAAACGAUUAUACCAUUAGUGAACUAUUUGUAAAUGUAAAGCCAACACUUUACUCACUUGUUGAUGUAGACUCUAAAAUAUAUUUAAAGAAGUAUGAGUUUACCGAACAACAGAUUUUGGAUUUGAUCGCUAAGGAUCCAUACAUUCUACAUACUGCAAAGGGUCUGGAGGAGUACUGUAUCUUUGAUGGAACUGGUAAAUAUCCUGUAGAAUCAUUCGCAAAUAACGCCGACUAUAUCAAAAAUGGUCGCCCAAAACUUUUGAUUAUUGUCGACUGCGGUAUUAAGAAUAGCAUUAUUCGUUCAAUUUUACAAUGGACCUCGGUUGGAACUAAGGCUCUUAUUGUUCCUAGCGCCUUUGAUUUUACAAAGAUAGAAUAUGAUGGUCUUUUCCUUUCAAAUGGACCAGGAAAUCCAGAAAAAUCUACAACUACCAUAAAGAAUGUAAGGGCUGCUCUAAAGAGGCCAACUCCGAUCUUUGGUAUUUGUCUAGGAAACCAAAUUCUCGCUCUUUCAGCUGGAGCUAAGGUCUACAAAAUGUUAUACGGUAACAGAGGUUUCAAUCAGCCAUGUAUUGAUCUCCGUACAUACAAGUGUUAUGCUACCAUUCAAAAUCAUGGUUAUGCCAUAGAUAGAACAACUCUUCCUGAAGGAUGGGCCAUUCUCUUUGAGAAUGCAAAUGAUCAUACCGUAGAGGGUAUUGUCCAUAAGGAACUUCCAUGGUUUAGUGUACAAUUCCAUCCCGAAGUAACAGCUGGACCAACAGAUACAACAUUCCUCAUUCGCGACUUUAUGAAUUGUAUUGAGAGAAAUACCACUCUCCCCUUGCACAUCCGUCAAAUGUCUACCCAUGUAAAGUGCAAAAGAAUUCUCUUGUUAAGUAGUGGUGGUCUUUCCAUCGGUCAAGCUGGUGAAUUUGAUUAUUCUGGAAGUCAAGCCAUAAAGGCGUUGAAGGAAGCCGGUGCUAAAGUAAUUUUGGUAAACCCAAAUGUAGCUACGGUGCAAACUAGUGGAAUGGCUGAUGUUACAUACUUUCUACCAAUUACAUUUGAGUACGUUAGUGAAAUUAUCCGCAAAGAGCGCCCAGAUGGAAUCAUGUGCGGAUUUGGAGGACAAACUGGAUUGAACUGUGGUAUAGAACUUUGGAGAUCAGGUAUAUUGAAGGAAUUUUCCUGCGAAGUCCUUGGUACCUCUAUAGAGACCAUUUUAGACACAGAAGAUAGAGCAAGAUUUAGUCAAAAGAUGCAAGAAAUUGACGAAAGAUGUGCACCAUCUCUUGUUGCUGCAAGUGUACAGGAAUGUUUGGAUGCUGCUGAAAGGUUAGGCUAUCCUGUUCUUGUUCGUGGCAACUUUGAGCUUGGCGGAUUUGGAUCCGGAUUUGCUAAUUGUAAGGAGGAGUUACUCGCAAUUACCGAGAGGAUUUUUAAUACCUCUGGUGCCUUUUGUAUCGCAAAUAGUGAGGGAUCAUCUCAUGGUGAAGGCACUGCCGAAUCAAUCUAUGUCCAUGUGGACAAGUCCUUGUGUGGAUGGAAGGAAAUUGAAUUUGAAAUUCUCAGAGAUAGUAAUGAUAACUGCGUAUGCGCAGCUAGUAUGGAAAACUUUGAUCCACUUGGAAUCCACACCGGAGAUUCCAUCGUUGUUGCCCCCGCUCAAACACUAAAUGGACUGGAGUGUUACAAAUUGAGGGAAGUUGCCUUCAAGGUUGUGAGGCAUCUUGGAAUUGUUGGAGAAUGUAACAUACAAUUUGCUGUGGACACAAAGUCCGAAGAAUAUUUUAUUGUUGAACUAAAUGCGAGACUUAGCAGAAGUUCUGCUUUGGCCUCGAAGGCGACUGGAUAUCCACUUGCCUACAUGGCAGCAAAGGUCGCCCUAGGUUAUGAUCUGGUUCAAAUGAGAAACUGUAUUACACACGUUACUACAGCUUGUUAUGAACCUUCGCUUGAUUAUCUCGUUGUUAAGCUUCCCAAGUGGGAUUUGAAAAAGUUUGAAUUUGCAGAUACUUCUUUGGGAUCAUGCAUGAAAUCUGUUGGAGAAGUCAUGUCUAUCGGUAGGACAUUUGAGGAAGCUAUGCAAAAGGCUAUCAGAAUGGGCAACGAUGAAAUGACAGGUUUCGAGGCUGGAAAUUUGAGCAAUGAAACUCUCGAGAAUGUUAUAAAAGUUUUGAAACAUCCAACACCGGACAGAGUUGCUGCAAUUUUCAGGGCCUUCGAACUCGGCUUAACUGUUAAGGAGAUUAGUGCUUACAGUCUCAUCGAUCCGUGGUUUAUUCACAAAUUACAUAAUGUCUUCAUUGCUACGAAUUCCAUUAAAGAGUUCAAAAGCUUGAAGGAUAUGACCGCUUCCCAAAUGUACUUUUUCAAGACUAUGGGAUUUUCAGACAAACAAAUCGCAAAGGUAUGGACAAAGAGUGAAUCUGCACCGACUGAAGAUGAUGUCAGGGCUCAUCGCAAGGCAUUGGGAAUAUUACCAUUUGUCAAACUUAUCGAUACACUUGCUGCUGAAUAUCCUGCCAAGACAAACUACUGCUAUCUUACCUACAAUGGAGUUGAGCAUGAUGUUGUCCCAUGCAAGCCUGUUGGAACAGAAUAUCCAGGUAUUAUUGUCUUGGGUUGCGGUCCAUACAGAAUAGGUUCAAGUAUUGAAUUCGAUUGGUCAGCUGUUGGCUGUAUCAAGACAUUGAGGAACAUUGGACACGCUGCUAUUAUUGUUAACUGCAAUCCUGAAACUGUGUCUACUGACUUUGAUGUUAGCGAUAGGCUUUACUUUGAAGAACUCACCACUGAAAUUGUCGAUGCAAUUUACCAAUUUGAGAACCCAUACGGAAUAAUUAUAUCUGUUGGAGGACAAACUGCCAAUAAUUUGGCAUGUAAAUUGUCGGAACUUGGGACAAAUGUUUUGGGAACUAGCGUUGAAUCCAUUGAUAAAUGUGAAUGCAGAAACAAGUUCUCUGAAAUUUGUGAUAUUUUGAACAUUGAUCAACCCCCAUGGGAAGAAUUUACCUCAGUCGAAGGUGCAAGAGAAUUCUGCAAAAAGGUUUGCUUCCCAGUUCUUGUCAGACCAUCUUAUGUUCUCUCUGGUGCUUCCAUGAGAGUAAUUACCUCAUUUGCUGAACUGGAUAAAUUCUUGCAAACAUCUGCUGUCGUUAACAGAAGCCACCCUGUCGUUAUUUCCAAGUUUAUAGAAAAUGCAAAGGAAGUGGAAAUGGAUUGUGUUGCCCAACAUGGUAUCAUUCUCAACUAUGCCAUUAGUGAGCACGUUGAAUAUGCUGGAACUCAUUCUGGAGAUGCUACUCUCUUGUUGCCUGCUCAAAACAUCUUUGUGGAUACCCACAGGAGAGUUAAAAAGAUUACCCAAAAGCUUUCAAGACAUCUUAACAUUAGUGGACCUUUCAACGUCCAAUUCAUGUGUAAGAAUGGACAAAUUAAGAUCAUUGAGUGUAACUUGAGAGCCUCUAGAACGCUUCCAUUUAUCUCUAAGACAUUUAACGUUGAUUUCAUUGAUUUGGCUACCAGGGUAAUGGUUGGAGCACCCUUUAGAGUACACAAUAUUCAACUCAUGGAUCUCGACUAUGUAGCUAUCAAAAUGCCUGUGUUCUCAUUUGAUAGGUUGCAUCCAGCUGACCCACUUUUGGGUGUGGAAAUGAAAUCUACAGGAGAAAUCGCUGCCUUUGGAGCAAGCAAGUAUGAAGCCAUCCUCAAGGCCAUGAUUGCUUCCGGUCGCAAAAUGCCCAAAAAAGGUGUUCUUUUAUCUCUAGGAAGCUCGAUGGACAAAUUCAUUUUUGCAAAGAAAAUUAGAGGUUUACUAGGUCUCGGUUUGGAUGUUUAUGCUACCGAAGGUACAUUUGACUAUGUUACCAAGUUAUGGUCAUCUGAAAAGGCUCUUUCAGAUGAUAGUCCAGAUGCAGUAUCUCCAGUUGAAUCUGCACACAAUGUACAGCUUAAACUCAGAGAUAUGACUGAGGAAGUUAUUGAUGUUUCACAUGUUGAUGGUACUCGUAAAAUUGGAAAGUUUUACAAGGUAUUCAAGCCAAGCCAAAAGAAAGAACCAAGUGCGCUAGAUGCACUAAGGGAUGGAAAGGUGGACUUAUUUAUCAAUGUGUCGGAUACUGUAAAUAGUGAACAAACAACCGACGGUUACAUCAUGAGAAGAGCAUUCGUAAACGCCAAGGUUACACUCAUAUCGAGCACAAAGCUAGCAACUCUACUCAUUGAUGCUCUCAUGUUGCAAGACGUCAAAAUCUCAAAGGGAAAGACAUUCUUGCAUGCAAAAAGUCAUCACGAAUAUAUGUCUUAA
Molecule: messenger RNA, 4863 nt
Organism: Theileria equi strain WA
Lineage: Eukaryota; Apicomplexa; Aconoidasida; Piroplasmida; Theileriidae
Product: glutamine-dependent carbamoyl phosphate synthase, putative
Exons: 2
Coding region: 1-4863 (1620 amino acids)
Biological process (GO): 'de novo' pyrimidine nucleobase biosynthetic process; L-glutamine metabolic process; L-arginine biosynthetic process
Cellular component (GO): carbamoyl-phosphate synthase complex; cytoplasm
Molecular function (GO): ATP binding; carbamoyl-phosphate synthase (glutamine-hydrolyzing) activity; metal ion binding
Source: RefSeq, a predicted model, not a curated record